UAGCACGGUCAUUGUUAUAGUCUUCCCUCGCCAAACUUUAGACCAGAAAGAAUCAAAGAACACACACGAACAGGAGAGAGAGAGAGAUGACAGGUGCGCAGGCGAUGAAGCGUAUUCCGCUCAUUAAAUUCCCUCAAAGACAUCCAAAACCUUCAGGCUCUGCUUCCCAACUUGAAACAGCAUCAACAGUUGGAGGUGCUCAUUCAACUUUCUUUUCCAGUUCCGGAGCUCUAGGGGCACCUACCAACGCUUCUGUAGGAGGGAAGGCUUCUGAUCAGCCCAAACGCACGCCAGUUUCAGACAGGGAAAUUGAAGCUAUUUUGUUGGGUGGUUGCAUCUGAUAUUUUGACCUACAGCUCCAACAAGAGGGAUGGUUUGCUGGCAUGUUUUUUCCCCUUUUGUUUUAUUUGUUUUGUAAAAUUCAAACAUAUACCUUGAGGGGAAGUUGUUCUUCAUAUACAAUGUUAUAGAUGGGAUGGACAAGUUGGGAAUUUUACCCAACAAUAACAUAAGAAAAACGACAUUAUAGUGAAGCCUUUCAUGAGAUACCAGAGAACUCUAAUAGGAUGACCUUUAUUGAUCUUUAA
Molecule: messenger RNA, 587 nt
Organism: Macadamia integrifolia
Lineage: Eukaryota; Viridiplantae; Streptophyta; Magnoliopsida; Proteales; Proteaceae
Exons: 3
Coding region: 87-341 (84 amino acids)
Source: RefSeq, a predicted model, not a curated record